Haliotis rufescens (red abalone) is the source of this 3264-nucleotide messenger RNA. RefSeq names its product N-acetylglucosamine-1-phosphodiester alpha-N-acetylglucosaminidase-like. The transcript has 11 exons. NCBI's taxonomy places the organism in Eukaryota, Metazoa, Mollusca, Gastropoda, Lepetellida, Haliotidae. The record is from RefSeq and is a predicted model, not a curated record. Bases 66 to 1841 code for a protein of 591 amino acids.
GUUCAGCGACAACAGAUGGAGGAAACGAAUGUCGACGAGAAAUCGGUUUUGUAGCAGCGCUGGGGAUGACGAUAGUCUUCAGAUUGGUCACUCUGGCAGCAAUUGGUGUUUCGGUUCAAAUAUGCAGUGGUCAGAAAGUCGGUGAUGAGGGGAUGGACUUGUUGCUGCCAUAUCUUUCCCAUCAUGGUUCACAUCGAACGCAUCGAGAAGUGCGAGACUGCCAGCACAUAAAAUAUGGGAACCUGACACACUCGAAGCAUAAAGCACACAGCAGUGUCAAUUUGACCCUCCCGCUAGUCGAGUCCAGACAUCAGCUCAAGAGUAUAGGAGAGUAUUAUUUUAACAAGAGGACUGUCACAGUGCUGUAUCAAAAAGUUAAUAACCCUGUGAAAACAUUUUCCGUCCUUGAGCCUGGUGCCCCUGGGAUGUGUUUAAAUGGGAGUGCUGAAAGAGCCACCGUGAGGGAGAGUGCCAAACAGAAACAUUGUGUCCUGGCAACCAACGCAGGGUUCUUUAACACACACACCGGAGAAUGCUAUGGCAACAUUUACAGCGAUGGCAGACUGGUUAGAGAUUCGGAUGGGGUGCAGAAUGCUCACUUCGGCAUCACUGCAGAUGGAUACAUCUACGUAGGGUAUCUGUCUGAGCUGGAUCUACUGACUCAGCACUUUACCCAGCUGGUGGGGGGCGUGUUGUGGAUCCUGAGGGAGGGGGAGAUCUAUGUGGACGAGAGUGUCAAAAUAGAGUGUUCCGACACAGAGGAAACAGGAACACUGAGUGAGUUUGCUACUGUCAAGUCAGCCCGAGUCGCAGUAGGACAUGACAAAGAUGGCCGCAUCCUCAUUGCCCAGGUUGAUGGGAAGACAGGAAGUCUGGGAGUUGACCUCAAAGAGAUGGCAUCCAUCUUGCUUGACCUUGGCUUUGUCAAUGCCAUUAACCUGGACGGUGGAGGUUCGGCCACAACUGUCAUCAACGGUACUCUAGUCAGUCACCCAUCAGAUGUAUGCCCUGACAAGAAGUUCAACUGUGAGCGCCAUGUGUCCACCAUCCUGUGUGUACACGAACCAGAGUGUGACCCGGGAGACUGUUCAGGGCAUGGCAUCUGUGAGCUGGGAGUGUGUAACUGCUCAGGUCAUUGGUCAGGGCGAGCGUGUGACACCCUGCAGUGUCCAGCAGAAUGCAAUGGACAUGGAACAUGCACAGCAGACGGCUGUGUGUGUGACAAGGGCUGGUAUGGCACCAACUGCUCACUGCCCUGUCCGUCAGGCAUGUACGGCUUCAACUGCUCCAUGCACUGCUGUUGUCAGAAUGGAGGAUUGUGUGACACUGUCACUGGCCACUGUGAUUGUCCACCGGGAUUCUCUGGGGAGUUCUGUCAGUCAGUGUGCCCGUAUGGUUUCUAUGGUGCUAGAUGUGGUAGUGUGUGCAACUGUGACGCUUCCUGCUUCUGUGAUCACAUAACCGGAUCCUGCAACUUCACAAGAAAGCAAGAUUCACAGAUUUUCCAGGACUUCCAACAAGCUGGUACCUGUGUGGCACACGAGAUGAUCAAGUCCAAGCACCUGGUGGUGGAUCAGUCGGAUCAGUACAGAUUAUGUGUGUCAAGUUCUGUCACGCUGGGCAUCAUUGCAGCAGUCAGCAUCAUCAUCAACAUCACUCUCAUCUCCAUCUACCUCAAUGUGCGGAGACAACAAGCCAGCGCUACUGAUGAGGCUGUCAGAAAGACAAUACGCAAGUUUGUCUUCCAUGGCUCCAACGAUGAUGUCUCCAGCUCGGACGGCGAGGGCACUGGAGAGCUGACCACCCUGUUUCAGUCUCCACCUCGGAAAGGAAAUGGUUGAAUGAUAACGAGAGGAGUGUGAUUGUGUUGAUGAUGUUGUGCAAGUUGAUGAUGAAUGAGAUGAGUGAGGCGUGUGUAUUUCGGGCAUAUCGUGAUGUCCUUAAAAGGAUAUCAUUGACAUGAUUCAUAAGGCGUAAAAAAAUAAUAGAACUGGUUCUCAGGCAAUGACUUUUGAAAUUAUAGUGUGGACAGGCAGUUGUUUUUUUAGUUUUUUUGCUUGUUCAAACAAGUAUGUAACUAAAUAACAAUCAUACAAACAUUGAAAUUGCCACCAUGACCACAACAUGAGAUGCACAGAAAAGCAGUGUGCAUGUAAAGGGAGGUAACUGUGUGCUGUACUGGCUCUUUAAGAAAAAGGAUUUUUUUAUUUUAUUUUAACAUGGAAAUAGAAACAAAACAUGUGGCAAACUUUAUGAUGACGCGGGUGGUGCCUGAGAACCAAGACCAUUAUUUUUUUUAGCCUAACAAUUGGUAUUUGUGCCUGACAACCAUGUGAUGUUUUGUAAAUAUCAGCAUUCCAAGAUUUUAAGUAUGGAAUGAAAUUCAUGUACAGCAGACCUUAUACAUUCUUAAACUGUUAUGGAUCUCCAAGGCACAUUAUAGAAGAAGUCGUAGGCAAACAGUAAAUGGUUUUUAGCCGACCAAUUUUGAGGAAACAUGACAAUGUCUGUGUCUCAGAAUUCAAUGUUAUUUUGAAAAUACAUGUUCUUUAAGGCGAGUUCUUUUGUUUUCCUAUACAUGCUCUACAGACAAAUAGUAAAGAUUAACACAAUUACCAAUGAGAGGUUUGAAAUACCUUAAUUUAAAUUAUGCGAAGAGUAGCAGUAGAAGACUCCGACAAUCAUCUGGUCGUGUCAAUUCUGUGAAGCAUUAGGACAACCAUUAGUGCCUAAGGAACCAUUAUAGAUCUAGAAUAUGUAUUUAAGGAACAAUUAGAGGUCUUGUACAUGUAUAUAAGAGCAUCAUAGAUGACAAACAAGUAUUAUAUCCAGACUCAAUACAUGUUCUGAAGCAUGCAGCCUUAUAUGUUUUUGUUGGUUUAAAAAAACGUCUUACAAAACAAAUUGAUAUUAGAAGAAGAAUAAAAGGCUUCUGACUAUUUUAUUCUUGGCCAGUUGUUUUACAAUUACAUAAAAUGAAAUAGUGAAUAAUACAUUUGAAAAUCUUUAUUCUAACCAGGUAAAUAUUAAUUAUGUUUUGGUAUAUUUCCAUGUUAAAACUUGUUUUUUUGGUUACACAAUGUUAUCAGUUGUUUCGACCAUUCAUGAGUAAAGUUCUCAGUGAAUUUCAUUCGUAAGGCGAGGAAACAUAAUAGUCUUGGUUCUCAGGCAAUGCCCACAUCAUCAUAAAGUCUGCAGCACUUUCGUUUUAGUUUCCAUUUUCAAAAGAAAUAAAAAAUCCUAAUAUUUAAAAAAAAUGCAAUA